Staurois parvus is the source of this 363-nucleotide messenger RNA. NCBI's taxonomy places the organism in Eukaryota, Metazoa, Chordata, Amphibia, Anura, Ranidae. The record is from the annotation of a GenBank genome assembly.
UGUCAGUUCCUGCACACUGCUUUGUAUGGCUCUGCAUAGCAGAGCCAUACAAAGCAGUGUGCUUACAGUGUAAAGCGCACACACAGCACAUAAUCACACCCUUUGAUCGCCCCAGAUGUUAACCCCUUCCUGCCCAGUGCCAUUAGUACAGUUUCAGUGCUUUUUAUUAGCACCGAUCACUGUAUUGGUGUCACUGGGGAUGUCAGUGACACCAAGUCAGUUCCCCCCCCAGUGUCAGAAUGUCCGCCGCAGUCCCGCUAUAAGUCGCUGAUCGCCGCCAUUACUAGUAAAAAUAAGAAAAAAAAAUUCAUUAUAUACCGCCAUUUGUAAACGCUAUAACUUCCAUGUAAACCAAUUAAUUUA